AUGAAUGUCACUAACAAGCUCCAAAAACGCCCCUUAUCCCUAUCCAGCUUUCAACCAAAUUAUGAAGCUCAUCAACCUGUAGAACUUACUCAAUAUAUUAAUCCCGAAUCUGAAAAGGCACAUCACGUUCUUCUGGCGCAUCAUCAACGUGAAUGGCGUAAUAGCAGACGUUAUAUAGAAAGUUACAAAACGGUUAUGUGCCAAAAUUGGUUGGAGAGGGCACAAUGCAGUUUUGGAAAAAAUUGCCGUUUUGCUCAUGGCUUUGAUGACUUAAGGACACCGACGUUGCUUCCUCUUCCCAUCAACGAGAAGUACAAAACUCGUCUUUGUGAAAAAUAUACGAGUCGUGGAAUUUGCCCUUACGGUAGUCGCUGUUUAUUUAUUCAUCCUGACAACGUCCAAAAUAAUUUGCAAACAAAUUGUAUUCAAAGCAAUUACCUCAACACGACUAAUCAUUUUGCUAGUUCAAUGCCUUCCUGUCUAAUUAAGAAGAAAAGCCAGAAUCUUUUUCCUCAGGUUUUCUUUUAGAUAAUUAGCUUAUUAAGAUUGUUUAACUUAACUUUUGGUUAUAUUUUUGAAAUGAGAAGGGUAAAAUUCGCGAAUUAUCGCAUCAGAAAAAUUGGGGUUGGAUUUCCCAUUACAUAACAGCCAAAAACCGUUUAAUUUAAUUGAGGUCGAUUUCUCAAAACAGAUCAAUCAACAGAAUCGGAAGACUAUGUCUUUGUAUUUCUUAAUUUCGACGGUACAUAUUUUUCCCUUUUUCACCUUGU
Messenger RNA from Meloidogyne enterolobii, 770 nucleotides. NCBI's taxonomy places the organism in Eukaryota, Metazoa, Nematoda, Chromadorea, Rhabditida, Meloidogynidae. The record is from the annotation of a GenBank genome assembly.